Molecule: messenger RNA, 2357 nt
Organism: Aureobasidium pullulans EXF-150
Lineage: Eukaryota; Fungi; Ascomycota; Dothideomycetes; Dothideales; Saccotheciaceae
Exons: 6
Coding region: 203-2224 (673 amino acids)
Biological process (GO): regulation of DNA-templated transcription; DNA-templated transcription
Cellular component (GO): nucleus
Molecular function (GO): DNA-binding transcription factor activity, RNA polymerase II-specific; zinc ion binding; DNA binding
Source: RefSeq, a predicted model, not a curated record
CUGUCCAUGGAGGCCUACUCGUAUCGUCCGUGAAUUGCACAUAAGCGGUCUGUUGAAGCGAGGGGUUGACAAGAAAACAAAGUUUGUGACUAGACGUUGUCAACACCAAGCUUGAAGCCUCCGACGAUUCUCCGCUUGGCAAGACGUUCUUGUCGAGACAGCAUCGAUAGGUCAAACCAACCAUCUUUACUCACACGACCUGAUGGAGAAUAUCGCGGACACGGACGCGGGUACAGCGCCUCCUCUCAAAAGGAAACGUGUAGUUACGGCGUGUUUAGAAUGUUAUAGACGAAAGCAGAAGUGUGACAGAAACAAGCCAUGCCAGAACUGCGUAGGCCGAAACGUCGCUGCUAAAUGUAUCUACGAGCAGCCACCAUCACAACCCGCAGUACCUGAAUCCAAGUCGCACUCGCCUAUUUCGGCCGAAGACCAAGCUGAGAAUGAUUCUUCGCUUCCAGAAGCAACAACAGAUGGCACUGCACUUUCUUCGUUCUACGACGUUCAUGCUUUUACAGACUUGAAGAAGUUGCUUGAAGAUGAAGAAGUCUUCCAGAUUUCUGACUCUACUCAAGCCGCUCUCGAGCAGAACAAACCAUGCUCCAAAUUCUGGAUUCUGGCAGCCCAGCUUCCCGACCCUCGGAUUUUGGUAAAGGCAGUCAACUACUACUUUGACGAAGUACAUUGGCGUUACAAUGUCGGUCAGAGAUGCUACAUGGACAAGCAGCUCGAGCAGUGGACCGAGGUGGUCAGUACAUCUAUUUCUCAACGGACUAGCAUCAAUAAGGAUCUGCCAUAUUUUGUGGCAUUUUCUUUCCAGCUGCUUGCGGUCUGCCUUCAGUACAUGCGGUCUGAUCGGGAGAUUGCUCGCUUGCUUCAUGCAACGAAUGAGAGAGCCGCCAUCCAUAUGUCUCGAAGAUAUCAUGACGUCGCUUCUGAGCUGAUGCUGCUGCUUGGCCGAUACAACGGCACUAUCACAGUUGUGGAUUAUGACUUGCUCAGAGCUAGUUGGCUGAAGAACAAUGGUCGUGGGGUUGAAAGUUGGUAUGCAAUCAGUGAUGGUGUUAGACAAGCACAGCAACUGAACCUUCACCGGGAGCCACGACCAAAUGCAAAGAACAAUAGUGUAUCAGAGACACUUGAGCAAUUCUGGUCUCAGGAGUACGGCAGACGACUUUGGGUAAACAUAUUCUGCUGGGAUUCAGGCACAGCGUUGAACUUGGGACGACCCAGGAUAAUCAACGCGAAAGAUUGUGACAUCAACCUCCCAAUUGAUUGUCCGUUUCCAGAAGAUCCGUCUCAGGCUGUGCCAAUGCCGAAGGACGAACACGCACCCUCGCCUCUUUCUCUACUUCUUUUCCGCUACGCUGUUGCAGGGAAGAUUCACGAAAUCCGCGAGUAUGGACUCGACAAACAGAAUGCCGACUACGGCUCUGUGUGGGCUUUCCACAAUCAGCUCGAUAACCUGUUGAACAGCCUACCUGCUUAUCUCAACCCCAACAACCCGGCUACAUACUCAGACUUAGACUUCUCUUACCUCCCGCUACACAGGCAAGAGGCGCUGAGUGGGUUGAACUUAGUCAUGAUGGAACUUCACCGUCCAUUUAUCGCCUCACAUCCAGAAAGUCGCAUCGUCGCUAUGAAUGCUGCUAUUAGCUCUAUUGAUAGUCAGAAAGCCCUCAUGGAUAUGUCAGGUCGACACCACUACGUGUACUUCGGAUUCGGCUUCUACCCAAGCAAUGCAGCUAUCAUGCUCGCCGCAAUCGCCCUUGUCUAUCCUAUCAAAGGCCAAGUUCAAGCUAUCGAAAAGAAGAUACAGCAGGCACUUGAAAUUCUGGUCACCAUACAGGGCGCCAACAUAGUCGCUCGUUCAGCACUACCUGUUGUUGAGCGCUUGUACGAAAAGGUCCGGAGCUCUCUUGAGCGAAGUCAUUCCGGCUCGCAAGAUGUGGAGAGCCCGGAAUCUGUACCCAGCCAAGAUAGCGGAUACAUGCCCAUGACUGCCGCUGCCUUGAUGCAGUCUGGUAUUACUGCACCGAUAACGACUGAUUUCAUGAUCGAGAACUCUGGAUUUCCGCCCCUCCAAGAUUUGUCAGACUUACCUGCUUGGAACGACAUGCCUCAAGUUACAGACUUUGAUGCUGCAUUCUGGCUUGAUCAGAUGAAUAAACUGCCUGAAAAUAUGCCACUAAACGGUGUGGUCAAUCCAGAUGCACUGUGGUCAUGAACAUCCGCGCACUGCCAUUGGAACAGCUCAGUUGUUACCAACGCUCUGCUAAACGGUGCUUCCAUUCCACAACUUUCUCAACGCGAUGCCAACAUUUCAACGCGAUGCCAACAUUUCAACGCAACGCCAACGU